Suillus subalutaceus is the source of this 636-nucleotide messenger RNA. RefSeq lists its product as uncharacterized. The record is from RefSeq and is a predicted model, not a curated record. NCBI's taxonomy places the organism in Eukaryota, Fungi, Basidiomycota, Agaricomycetes, Boletales, Suillaceae. The transcript has 6 exons. The coding region runs from base 1 to 534 and encodes 177 amino acids.
AUGUCGUCCGCCCUUUUUGCAACCAUUGUAUCCACCAUCAGUCUUUCGCUCGUCGAUGGUGCUACCUCUGAUGUCAUGACUAGCACGAUCCCAGGCAUCCCAGGCUGCUCUCGGAGCCCAUACAGUGCCCGACUCUUCUUGCCUUUUAUUCUAGUGUUCGUGUUUCAACUGGGACUGGUCUGCCUCACGAUCAUACGCGUUAUACAGAGCGGGCGGUCGGCCAAGAGCCCUCUGUACAUCGUACUGGUGAAGCAUAACAUAUUCUACUAUGCAUGCGGUCUGUGUGAGUCAGGUAUUUCCGUGCUCAUCAGCGAUGAUUACCGUUUCAAAAGUUUUGUCGGCCGUGAACGUCAUUCUGCAAAUGCUUGUGGAUAUGUAUUUCGUAUACUCCUCCCUCGUACGGUCUUUAUUCUUGCAAUCCUCGCCACGCGUAUGCACCUCCACCUCUGGUAUACUAAGCGGCACGUGCACGGCUCUGAGGCCCUCGUGUGCAUUUCUGUGUCCGACAUGCUACAUGUUGACUGUACGGCGUGACGCUUGGCUUAUUGGGCGGGGUGGACUUUGAUCUACGAGAUGAUUCGUCGGAUUUGGAAAUUGGGACGUGCUUGUAUAACCCCCUCAUAGGAAUCUCCUUUU